This is a messenger RNA of Thermothelomyces thermophilus ATCC 42464, 3154 nucleotides long. RefSeq lists its product as uncharacterized. The transcript is spliced from 3 exons. The coding region runs from base 113 to 2971 and encodes 952 amino acids. The record is from RefSeq and is a predicted model, not a curated record. NCBI's taxonomy places the organism in Eukaryota, Fungi, Ascomycota, Sordariomycetes, Sordariales, Chaetomiaceae.
AGAAGUCCUUCGACAACAUAGCUUGGAAGCAUUUCCACGUUCUCGGCUCCCACUGGGGCCCAUGGCCAAGUGAGUUCAUGGUAUAUUCAGAACCAAAAGUCGCUCGUUCAGCAUGGUCUCGAUCUUCGGCCUCAAGGUCGGCGGCAAGAAGAAGAAGUCCGAUGACAGGCCCGACUCGGAAAGGCAGGCGCAGCAAUGGAAGCGCGUAGAUCAGAACGCCCUGGGAGAGGGCCAGUACUCUGGAGAGAACGCCAACCAAAAGGGCGUCGUCAACGGAGGCAUCAACUCCGUGCCACGAGCCGGCACGCCCCAAGGGAUUCGCAGCGGCGCCGGUCCAUACGCCAAUCGCGACACCCACAACCUCGCCGCCGCCAGCAUGUUUGACCUAGGUUCCACCAACACUGCUCGCCGGGGCAGUCAAGCGGGCGUCCUGAUUCGGCCCCACGCCUCCGACGCCAACAUGCGGACUCGAUUUGACGCCUACAACGGUUCGUCCACGAGCCUUGCCACACCCGGUCCCGGAUUUGGUUCACGCUUCACUGCGAACAACGGAUCUUCGACUAGCCUGGCGGCGCUAACGCGCGGAUUCAGUGCGCGAUUUGGCGCGAACAAUGGAUCUUCGACAAGUCUGGCCGGUCCGGGACCUGGAGCUGGAUCGCAGCCAGGAACCCCGGGUCGGACGAAAGCAUGGGUCAAUCCGCUUGAUGUUCACUUUGCGAGAAGUCCCCCUCCCGGCCGUUCCCCAUCCGGUCCAACUACUCCCAGAUCUCCGCUCGACUCUAUACAGCUACCGCCGACACCGACCACAGAUGGCGAGACGGGCUCGGUGUUUGGAGAGGGCGCGGAUGAGAUGGUUGACGCUGUUAUAGCCUCAAUCGAGAAGCGAGAGCAAGAGGAGAAGGAGGCAAAGAGAAGGGAGAGGGAACUGGAAAAGCAGAGGGAAACAGCCCGGUUGGAAAUGGAGAGGCUGGAAAGACAGAAGUCUACCGAGAGCACUCUAUCCACCAGGCGUCCCUCGGCCCCGCAAUCACCAUUGGAGCCGCAACAGAGGGCCGUCGAGGAACCCAAACUCCAGGAGCCCGUGUUCCGAGGCAACAUUGACCUGAGGCCAGGCAGCCGAAACGGGCCAGCACAGCCCUCUUCCUUGCAUCAGGGGCCACCUCCCACAGGCCCUCCAACCCAAUGCCUCCCCCAACCACCCGGACAGGGUCCACCGCGCCAAGGACCUUUCGGUCCUGAUGAUGAAGUACCCGGGGGGCGGGCGCCACGUCAGGCUCCUUCGGUCAACGGACCCGGGCCAGGACCCGGGCCUCGACAGAAUAGUUUCGGUCCCCAGCAGUCUCGCCCCAAAGGGCCCUAUCCGGCUCCUCUAGCUCUCGGUGCCUACACGCGUGCCCAGGGGCCGAGUUCGCAAGAGACUCCUCAAAAGUCUCCUCAAAAGGUCUACCGCCCUUACCGGCCACCUCCUCUCCAGGGCUGCGGCCCGCUCGGCCCGCUACCGGACGGACUCCGGUCACCAAGCCCUCCUCCCCGCACGCCCGGCGUUGAAAGUCUUCGUUCGCAGAGCCCUGCACUUCGGAGCCCCGCCCUCAGAAAACCCUCUACCAUUGAACAGCAACCCUCGGUGUCCAAUUCGGAAGCGGAAGAAUCCAAUAGCAGACGAGGCACUCCUGCUCCGGAAGCGCAGGGCGUGGUGCCGCUGAUAUCCACACUGACCUCCCCUUCCACCGCGACCUCGCCGACAGGGUCAAUCCGGAGAUUAUCUCUCGAUGAUGAACCAGCGGAGCAGCUUGCGCCGCCCGUCAUUCGGAACGUUGCUGCCAAGCGUGAUACGCUGAGAUAUAACACCCCGCGGCAACGGAGCCUGUCGAUGAAAAUUGAGGAAUUGGAGAAGACGCUCCUCGACGCGCAACAAGCACAUGUGUCUCGGGAACCAUCACGCUCGGAGGCCGGUGUGGCCAGCGCGACCAGCAGCGUCUACAGCGACGGGAUCAAGGACGAUGACGAUGAUGACGGUCCGAUCCUGUCCAUCCAGCCAGCCCCGCUCCGAAUCCCUCCGCCCAUGUCGCCGCCGGUCCCGGCCGCCGCUGCUGUCUCUAACCGUCCGCAAAGUCCGAUGAGGGGUCCUCCCAGACGAGGACCGCUGCCACGCCGGCCGGCCUUGGAGGAGUACGGGGUGUGUAGCAGCAAGGUGGCCAACAGUCGUGGGGGAACACCGACCCCGGCAUCGAGGAGUGGCAGCACCGACACCUAUAGCGCCCACAGUUCUCCGCCCUCCCGCACCGGCACGCCCCAGCUUCGUCAUCACAACUUUAGGCGUGACCUGAACCGGGCCAGCCCGGCACCCACACUGGACGCUGCUGAGCGCGUCCGUCCAAAUCCCGUCGUCGACACGGGCUUUAACUUUGACUUUGGCUUCACUUCGAGCAACAUCAGGCCGCCCACUCCCGACUCGACGAAUUGCUCGCUGGCGUCGCCGGCCGGUGAGGCGGGCCCAACGCUGCCUUCCACCUCGGAAUCAGCCCAAACACAGUCGAAGGGCGAACCGAAGGGCGAACCGAAGGCCGAGCCGCCAUCCAAGUUUACCCGUGCCAACGCUCCCGCGCCGCUCAACCUUGACUUCAACUUCUCUCCUGACGCGCCGUCUCGAGACCCGACUUUAAGUCCGGCAGGAGGGUUGUGGACGCCGCCUAUCCGAUCGGUACCGGCCGCCUCAACCACGUUUGACGGGAGACCGUCUACGUCGGGCGGACCAAGCCGGUUCGGGAAUGGCGGUGGGUUGGCCGCGUCGCCAAACUUCGUCUCUAAGUUCCCCGAGAGGUUGGCAUCCGAAGACGACGACGUAGCGACGUUUAUGGGUAUCGGCGUAGCGCGGGGCCCGAGCAUCAGAGAGGUGAGGCGGCCGAAGACGUCGGGAGGGAGGAGGCCACAGGCGGGUAUGGUGGAUUCUUUUGGGACGGGCUUCAUCUGAGGCAUUGCAUACUCUAUCUAUCUACUCUGUCGCUCGCUUUUCUCUUCUUCAGUUUUGCAUAUACCCCGAUGUCAUUUUCUUUUCCCCUUCAUCUAUACCCCCUCAAUUCAUCGAUAUCAUCAUGGCUGCAUACUUUUCGGGUUUCAAAGGUUAAGACCAUCAACAUCAACCGGGACAUGGGCA